Molecule: messenger RNA, 609 nt
Organism: Thamnophis sirtalis
Lineage: Eukaryota; Metazoa; Chordata; Lepidosauria; Squamata; Natricidae
Gene: SRXN1
Product: sulfiredoxin 1
Biological process (GO): cellular response to oxidative stress
Cellular component (GO): cytoplasm
Molecular function (GO): sulfiredoxin activity
Source: RefSeq, a predicted model, not a curated record
GUGGGGGUCUCCUCAUUGAAAAGCGGGGUCCGCGGAAGACGCUGGGGAAACGCUCGGGAGUGGGGGAAUCAUCAGUCUCGGACCCCCCCCCCAUGUCACCCGGAGUGGUACGUUCCGCCCAAACUUUACAACUUUAAAGGGGCUUUAAGACGCGUGUUGGGACUUGGGAGCCUCCCAGGGAUGCGAGGAGCGGCGCGAGCGGCGUGGAGGUGCUGGGAAAGGGCACCAAGCGGCGAUCGCGGGCCGUGGCGGCGCUGGGUCAGCACCAUGGAGAGCGAAGGGAGCCGGAGCAUCCAUUCCGACAACGUCUCCGAGGUCCACGAAGUGCCCAUGCGGGUCAUCAUCAGGCCCAUCCCGCCCGUGCUGGACGAGGGGAAAGUGGAAAGUCUCAUGAAGACCAUCCAGGAGGAACCUGACCGGGUCCCCCCAAUCGACGUCCUCUGGAUCAAAGGCAGAGAAGGAGGGGAUUACUUCUACUCCUUCGGGGGUUGCCACCGAUACGCGGCCUACAAGCGCUUGAACAAGGAGUCCAUUCCGGCUAAGAUCAUCCGGUCAAACCUCAGUGACCUGCGGACUUACCUAGGCUCUUCUCUCCCAGACUUGCGAUAG